Teleopsis dalmanni is the source of this 1842-nucleotide messenger RNA. It is a transcript of the gene Mppe, whose product is annotated as metallophosphoesterase 1. The record is from RefSeq and is a predicted model, not a curated record. The transcript has 8 exons. Gene Ontology annotation, molecular function: hydrolase activity. Gene Ontology annotation, biological process: GPI anchor biosynthetic process. Lineage: Eukaryota; Metazoa; Arthropoda; Insecta; Diptera; Diopsidae. Gene Ontology annotation, cellular component: endoplasmic reticulum. The coding region runs from base 612 to 1667 and encodes 351 amino acids.
CAGAUGUUUUCCAAAUGUUUACAAAUUCUAAUUAAAUUACAAUUCUCAAAGUGAAGCCACAAAAAUCGUAAAUAAAAGAUAUAUUAUUUAGUUUCAAUUAAAUAAGUGCCGAAUUUAUUUAAACAGAAAAAUAAUUAGCAAAUUCUCAUGUUAAAUUGAGCUAGUCAUAUAAUUUGCAUUAAAAGUUGAGAACACUAAUCCGGCUUUUCCAACACUUUCGGUCAACAAGUAUUAGAACAUUGAAACUGAAAUAGUUUCAACUAAAAUAAGUAUGUGCAUUAUACCCACAAUAUAUUUAGCUCACAAUGGAUAUUUGACUUCAACCAAAAAUGACUGCAUACAUAAUUCCUGACCAAUUAUACAAAUAUAUAUUAUAUGUCAUUAGUAUUAUCAAAUUCAUUUUCCUUUCAUUACCAAAAAGGCUAUUUAGUAAGAAGAAAGUAUCUGAACCCAUCGAUUUUAUAUUGCUUUCAUUAACACAUAUGCCAAUUUUUAUAUUACACAAUACAUUUGUUAUUUUUUAAACAAUGUAAUCAGUAACGCGCACGAAUAACGUCUAUAUUUAAUACUGGUUAACAACAGCAAAAUUUGCCAUUAAUUCCGAAGUAUAAAUGGCAACAGUACGCAUUUUCAACAGAUUGGUUCUUCGGGGUCUGUUUCUUUCUACUAUUUUAUUAAUAUUUUUCAAUGAAGUACUUAUAUAUUAUAUAUAUCAAAGAUCUUGGCAAUAUAUUGACUGCAAAUAUGAUAAUUGUACAAGGAUAUUGUUUAUAGCUGAUUCACAAUUACUUGGAAAAACAUUUGAUACAUCAUUUUACAGUCCAUUAGCCAGAUAUGAUUCAGACAGAUAUUUGCAAAAAACCUUUGAACGCUCUUUUGCAUAUGCGCGACCACAUAUUGUAUGCUUUCUAGGAGAUUUACUUGACGAAGGAAACAUUGCAUCGCCUCAAGAAUUUGAUAGUUAUGUUCAUAGAUUUCAUAAAAUAUACAGUGCUGUAAAAAAUGUACAGAGCAUUCAUAUUCCUGGUGACAAUGACAUUGGAGGGGAAAAUGGUGAAUAUAUAUCAAAUUCUAACAUACGUCGAUUUGAACAAUAUUUCACGGAUGGAGAUUUGUUUGAUUAUAAUAAUAGCAUACGGUUUUUUAAGAUAAAUCGAAUGAUGUUAGAUUAUAAAAAUCCAGACCGUGAGAAUAAUGCAAACCGUUUGCGAAUUGGUUUAUCGCAUGCGCCUAUACUUAUUGGUGGAGGACCGUUACUUCGAGCUAUACUCGUUGAUCUUGAUCCUCACGUGAUAUUUUCAGCACACUGGCAUGAAUCUCGAAUAUUUAUACAUCCAUCAACGAAAGUCAUAAAUUUUUAUAAAUCAUCAACAAAACAUUUUAACCUUAAAACACUUAAGGAGGAUCAUACUUACAUUGAAAUAAUGGUGCCUACUGCAUCUUAUCGAAUGGGGAAAACGAAAAUUGGUAUCGGCUAUGGUGUUUUAGAUUAUAAUCUGACUUAUACUGUCUUAUGGUCUCCAAAUCGCUUCGUAUUUUUACUGUUAUAUGUUUUCUGGCUUAUAAUCGCCUUAAGUGGAGUUAUUGUAUUUAGAAUGAUGACACGAUGUCCAUUUAGAGUAUCUCAAAGACAUUAUAGUCGUACUCAUGCAAUACCUCAAUUCUAAAUAAAUAUCAACAAUUAUUGAAGCAAUUUUAAUUAAAAUAUUAAUUGAAAACGAAUAUUAAGUUUUUAUAAAGAAUAUACAUACAUAAUUUAAACAAUCCAAACAUAUCUGAAUAAUUACAGUUUUAAUUUUAAAUAAUAAAAUAAAUAACAAUAUACAUCGUUGUGUAUCCAAA